CGAAAAGAAAGGCAUCACAGGAGGAGGAGGGAGGCUCAUCAUCAAUCAACGGUCCAGAUUCAUUAUCAUCCCUUCACGACUCUUAUAUUUUUUACCGGCAGACACAACAAAGCGGUUUUUAUAUUGUUCCGACUUGUGAGAGAUCCGAUGUGAUUGUGCAGAGACUGAACUCGAGCUUAGCUUCUUCAACGAGUAUAUCGUGUACCACUUUCAAUAUCUUGGCUCCCAUUUAUAAACGCGUUGACCAACUGAAUCAGAGCAAUCGAGAGAGCCAUUCUCGCGACCUUUGGUAUACUCGGAACCAGGAUAUAUUAGAGUUGUUACUCCAUCAACGCUCUUCCGUGAUCUGUCUACAGGAAGUUUGGGUUGCAAAUGAAGAAUUGGCGAACAUGUACCAUGAUCGCCUUGCCACUGCAGGCUACGAUAUUUUCCAGUUGCCUAGAACAAACCGUCGUGGCGAUGGUCUUUUAACAGCCAUCCAUAAGGACUACUUUGAACUUGUAAAUUACCGGGAGCUGCUGUUUAACGAUUUUGGAGACCGUGUUGCUCAGCUCUUACAUGUCAAAUCAGUUGUUCCCUUCCCUUCUUUUAAUGGGAAACAAGAUGUUCAGCAAGAAGUUCUUAUAGUCAACACUCAUCUCUUGUUCCCACAUGAUUCUACUUUAUCUAUUGCAAGAUUGCGUCAGGUUUACAAAAUUCUCGAAUAUCUUGAAGCUUACCAAAAGGAAAAUAAACUUACCCACAUUCCCAUUAUACUCUGCGGUGACUGGAAUGGAAGCAAGCGUGGGCAUGUGUACAAAUUCUUGAGAUCUCAAGGGUUCAUAUCAUCAUAUGAUGUUGCUCAUCAGUAUACGGAUAGUGAUGCUCAUAAGUGGGUUAGCCAUAGAAACCACAGGGGUAACAUAUGCGGAGUCGAUUUCAUAUGGCUAUGUAACCCUACUAGGGGCAAUUCAAGAAAACCGUUGAGAACAAGUUGGGUGGAAGCUGUUUUCAGCAUUAUCAAGUAUCAACUCCAGAAAACUUCCAUAGCUGAAGACAAUAAGGCAUUUGCCAUUCUUGGGGGAAAUAAGCAUAGUGACUCACUAACUUACUCUGGCUUCUGCCAAGCACUUCAAAAGGUAAAUCUAAUGGGUAUACCACAUGGACUUAGCUUCCAAGAGACAAAAGAGCUAUGGGUUCGAGCUGAUCUUGCUCGAAAUGGUGUCUUCGACUAUGAAAAACUUAAGAAAACUUGGAACAUGAGGACGGUGGAUCAGUCUAAAAAGUGCAAAGAGAGGGUGAUGGAGAGUAAGAAGGAAGAAGAAGCAGUUGGAUUGAAAGUGAAGAAAGCGGUUUUGUUUCCGCAAGAAACAGAGAAAGGAUUGUGGCCGGAAGAUUACAGUCUCUCCGACCACGCUUGUCUGACAGUACAAUUCUCACUGGUCAAAAUAAUCUCUAGUAAAACUUUUGUAUAGUUGUUGAGAUAAAGCAUUUUGAACUUUGGUAAUAGCAUGACUCUGUUUCAGACGACUAUGCUUUUGAUUGAAUCGACAUUGAGUUAAAUAAUAAUAAAAA
Molecule: messenger RNA, 1554 nt
Organism: Brassica napus (rape)
Lineage: Eukaryota; Viridiplantae; Streptophyta; Magnoliopsida; Brassicales; Brassicaceae
Exons: 9
Coding region: 390-1454 (354 amino acids)
Molecular function (GO): 3'-5'-RNA exonuclease activity
Source: RefSeq, a predicted model, not a curated record